UCAGUUUCUGUUGAGUGAUAUUUGCAAGACGUCACAUGUAUAAGCGUGUUUUUUCGAUUUGUUGUGUACAAACAAACACUUAAAACAGUUCGUUAUUUCAUCGUAAGAACAAUUAUUGAUUGGUUGAACUUGUUCGUUACAUAGUCUAACCAUGCCGGAUCAAAUCCAGUAUUCGGAAAAAUAUUACGAUGACGUAUAUGAGUAUCGUCACGUAAUCCUUCCGCCAGAAUUGGCCCGUAACGUACCAAAGUCGCACCUCAUGACUGAAACGGAGUGGCGUAACCUGGGCGUCCAGCAAUCUCCGGGUUGGGUGAUGUACAUGAUGCAUAAUCCCGAACCACAUAUAUUACUUUUCCGACGACCGAGAACGGAUGUACCAAAAAAGCCGGGCAACAGUGGCAGCAGCUCGGGCACCACCGGACAAGGAUCCUCAAAAUUGACUGUAUAAAUAAUGCUCUCUAACAUAAUCAACUUAUGCCUUAGUCAUAUUUCUCAUUAUCAUUAAAUUCAUUUCUUUCCAAGAAACGAGAUGUUAACUUUUUGUAUGUUGAUUUAUUACAAAUGUCGAUACAUUAAAUGGUUUUUAUUAUAA
Wyeomyia smithii (pitcher-plant mosquito) is the source of this 592-nucleotide messenger RNA. Its product is annotated as cyclin-dependent kinases regulatory subunit-like. Gene Ontology annotation, biological process: regulation of mitotic cell cycle. The record is from RefSeq and is a predicted model, not a curated record. Gene Ontology annotation, molecular function: protein kinase binding; cyclin-dependent protein serine/threonine kinase activator activity; histone binding. The coding region runs from base 152 to 448 and encodes 98 amino acids. The transcript is spliced from 2 exons. Gene Ontology annotation, cellular component: cyclin-dependent protein kinase holoenzyme complex; SCF ubiquitin ligase complex. Lineage: Eukaryota; Metazoa; Arthropoda; Insecta; Diptera; Culicidae.